This is a messenger RNA of Nannospalax galili (Upper Galilee mountains blind mole rat), 1447 nucleotides long. It is a transcript of the gene Angptl6, whose product is annotated as angiopoietin like 6. The record is from RefSeq and is a predicted model, not a curated record. Lineage: Eukaryota; Metazoa; Chordata; Mammalia; Rodentia; Spalacidae. The transcript is spliced from 7 exons. The coding region runs from base 33 to 1355 and encodes 440 amino acids.
GUCCGGCUUUGCGCGGCCCCUUCUGGCCCUGGAUGCUUACUUCCGGUUACGCAGCCUACUUCUCGUUGAGCAGCCCACUUUCGGCGCCCGGCUGCUCAAAGCCCUAUCUACUUCCGGCGCUCAGAUCGGUGGCCAUGAGGACUCCCGGGCUGAGCGCGCUGCAGCUGCUGCUGGUGCUUUGCGCAUGGCGGGCGCGAGCGGGCUGUGCGCGCUGCAGCUACACCUUCGUGCUGCCACAGCACAACUUCACCGGCGCGGUGUGCUGGAGCAACCCCGCCUCAGCAAAGCGGGACUCAGAGGCCGCCAACGCCAGCGAGGUGGCUGAGCUGCGCCUGCGCGUGAGUCGCCAGGAGGCGCUGCUACAGGAGCUCCUUAGGAUAAAGGAGGACCGCACCCACACCGAUGAGGCGCAGGUGACGCGCUGGCAGCAGCUGGAGAGGAAGUUGGAGGAGCUGGCGCAGCUGGUGGCCCGGCAGGGUGGUGUCCUCGCCCGCCUGGAGCGCCUGCCCUCCGGGUCGCAGCAACAGGUCCUGCCACCGCCCCUGGCACCGGUGGUUCCCAUCAGUCUAGUUGGAGGGGCCAGCAAUACCAGCAGGAGGCGGGACCCAGCCCCAGAGCACCAGGGAGACCAGAGCCUGAGACAGCAGGGGCCUGUGACUUCUCCUCUGCCUGUGGGGCACCUGGCUGUCCCCACCAGGCCAGUGGGCCCAUGGCGGGAUUGUGCAGAGGCCCAUGGGGCAGGCCAUAGGCAGAGUGGAGUGUAUGAACUGAGGCUAGGCCGGCGUGUGGUGUCUGUGUGGUGUGAACAGCAACAGGAGGGUGGAGGCUGGACCGUCAUCCAGCGGCGGCAAGAUGGCUCUGUCAACUUCUUCACCAACUGGCAGCACUAUAAGGUGGGCUUCGGGAGGCCUGACGGGGAGUACUGGCUGGGCUUGGAACCUGUGUACCAGCUGACCAGCCGCGGGGACCACGAGCUGCUGGUGCUUCUGCAGGACUGGGGGGGUCGCGGGGCACGUGCCCACUAUGACAAUUUCUCAUUGGAGCCCGAGAGCGACCACUACCGCCUGCGGCUUGGUCAAUACCAUGGGGAUGCUGGUGACUCCCUCUCCUGGCACAAUGACAGGCCCUUCAGCACCGUUGAUAGAGACCGAGACUCCUAUUCUGGUAACUGCGCACUGUACCAUCGUGGUGGUUGGUGGUACCACGCCUGUGCCCACUCUAACCUCAAUGGUGUGUGGCACCAUGGGGGCCACUACCGGAGCCGCUACCAGGAUGGUGUCUACUGGGCCGAGUUCCGUGGGGGAGCGUACUCUCUAAAGAAGGCUGCCAUGCUCACCCGGCUGGUGCAGCUGUGACUGUGUUCCUGUCUGUCCCCUUAGGUCUUGAGGGGGGGGGUCUCUCUCUAGUCUUGAACUCCCAUCUUAUAGCAACACAAGGUUUCCACACA